Fomitiporia mediterranea MF3/22 is the source of this 1755-nucleotide messenger RNA. RefSeq lists its product as uncharacterized. The coding region runs from base 1 to 1755 and encodes 584 amino acids. The transcript is spliced from 3 exons. Lineage: Eukaryota; Fungi; Basidiomycota; Agaricomycetes; Hymenochaetales; Hymenochaetaceae. The record is from RefSeq and is a predicted model, not a curated record.
AUGGAGCCUCUGAAAGGGUAUCUCCUAAAAGCUGGUGCUGGGCCAGUUAUGCCAAACAAUACCGACUCGGAUAAUAGCUUGGCUUCUUUAUACCUCAUCGCUUGGAAAGUCAGGGAUCCGGAAGGCGUCUUUCACAAAUUCCCAAUUACUCGUGACGACGUUGCCAAUCGUGUGCCGCUAUCCUUACCCAAUUCAGUCACUGUCCUGUCAUGGACCGUUGAAGAUUCUAUUCCAGAUAUUUUGGAAGCCAUCUUUACAUGCUCUGCAAUUUACAUCAGGGACGAGUACACGGUCAUGUUGUCUGCACUCUUCAAGGCUCUCCAUGAAUCUGGAGGCGAUGCGUUUGGAUAUCAUCGAAUCGAUGUCAGAACACUCCAAGAUAAGUAUCCGCCUGUCAACCCAUUCAAGGAACUGCAGGUCCAGAAGGUUCUCUGGGCCAAAGCGCCUUGCAUUGUUGUCACCGGAACACCAGGAAUUGGGAAGAGCUUAUUCCUGUACUACAUUCUCGCCUUGCGUCUCCUCGCGCAGAAGUCAACUGUCUUGCUUUAUAGGAAAGGACGUUGCCUUAUUUUCCAUGAGUGUGGAGUAUAUUCCAUGACACUUGAUCAACUGGAAACUGUGGUUGGUCUCUUGCCAAUGGAAACUUGGUUUUUGGUCGAUAGCAAUGAAGACGUCGGUCCCGCACCUCAUUUCCUUUUCAAGAGCUGCAGGACAACUCCUCGGCUCAUUGUUGUCGCAACGUCACCAAGGUCAGAACGGAUGACGUUUAGAGAGGACUUACAAUCUCCUCGACUUUGGAUGCAUCCUUUCAAAGAGAAGGAGCUCUACGAAGCGAUGGGUACACAGGUCAGACGGUGGAAAGAAAUACAGCUAAGAGCAUUUUACGAGAAAUUCGGCCCCAUGGCGCGUGAAGCAUUCGUUUUUGCUGGAAUCCCGGAUCGGUACUUAAGGGUCAUUCAAGAGAAGCUUGGUCCUGCUUCAUCACAAAACCUUCGAAAUGGAAUUGGCCAGGUGCCCUAUGGUUAUUUCGAAACCUCUUUAUCCCACAAAGUGCUUGUUGCGUACCCUACGGAUGACAGUGAUCGUACUGAAUUCAAUGUCGCGAUCCCGACAAGAAAGCUCGCAGAUUUAACCAUUAGUCGCCUUUUGGAGGAGGAGAACAAGCAAGAAGCUAGAGCGAUCUGUACCUUAUUCCUACUAAACCAGAAGACAAGGGCCAUUGCUGGCCAUCUGCUGGAGUCAUUUGCCUUAAGGGUAUUUCCGGACGGUGGUCAAUGGGGCAUGACAAAGAUGGAUAGAACUGACGCACCACCAAAAAAUUCUCACUGGAAACGCAACCCUGCAGGCGAGGAGCACGUCCUUCACAUCGGACACAAGGGUGUAUUUUUGCAGAUACUUCAGGAUGACCCUGAUGCAUUGGCCUCGGGAACCUUUGUUCCCGUGGGUUAUCGUUAUUUUAAAAAAGAUAGUCCGCCGCCACAGGAGAUCGGGUUUUAUACACCAGUUGCAGCAAAUCAGCCUACCUUCGGCGCGGUUGCACGUGUCAACGACGCAGCCAAGCCUUUUGUCAUUUUCCAAAUGACGUGCGCUAAAACCCAUAAACUUAACUCCAUUGGCCUGAACUGGCUGGGACAAGGUAAAGUGGACGUCAUAGUUGUCACAAGCUGGGAUGGUGGAGAGGAUAUAGAGGUGCCUGAGCAGAUAGCAGAUAAAGUGGCAGAUGUAUAUCGUUUAGUUUUGUUUCCAAGGCCCUGA